GGGAUGAAUGGCCAAUAGCUGCGGAGCCGCUGCUGCCUCAUGUUUGGACUCUCUCUCCCUCUCGCUGGUGUAUGAGUGAGGAGAAGGGGGGCUCGUCCCGGCAUCCUGAGGGGAGGUAAUUUGCACGGAUCAAGGGGGCAAGGCGCCGCAAAGUAUAAAUACUGUGACUUCAAUAGAGGAUCACCAGCAGGUUCCCAACUCCGCAACCAAAGGAGGAGACUUUGGCGCACAAGACUCGUCCUUCUAUAUAUUCUAUUUGUUCCGCUUGGUCCAGAGUUGGCAGCAUCACCUCAUUUUCAAGAGGGUCGACAUUCGAACCAGCCUCACCAUUGAUGUCUUAAGCUGAGCGGAGAGCGUGUGUGAGAGAGAGCGUGUGUGUGUGUGUGUGUGCGCGUGUGUGUUUCUCCACAAGAGAGAGAGAAGGCAGUGAUGGAAGAGCUCACCGCUUUCGUGUCUAAGUCUUUCGAUCAAAAAGUGAAGGAGAAGAAGGAGGUGAUAACGUACAGGGAGGUGCUGGAGACCGGGUCCAACAGAACCGGGAGUAGAGACUCUUUAUCCGGGGAGCCAGGCAGCCGCGAGGAGGCGGCCGUUCUCAGCCGGAGCAUCGCGCUUUCUCCGGGCAGGGAGCCGGACAUGAUGAGCCCGGAGAGGAUCCGGGACGCCGGGAGUCCCAAACUCAUUGACGGUACCACCGACGUGAAGGACCGGAAAGAAGACUCGAAGCCCAUCGAGGACGAGACUCAGACCAAGAUCAAGCAGAGGAGAAGUCGGACUAACUUCACACUAGAACAGCUCAACGAACUGGAGCGACUGUUUGACGAGACCCACUAUCCGGACGCGUUCAUGCGGGAGGAGUUGAGCCAGAGGCUGGGAUUGUCCGAGGCCCGAGUGCAGGUUUGGUUCCAGAACAGAAGAGCCAAAUGCAGAAAGCAAGAGAACCAACUGCAUAAAGGAGUUCUGAUUGGAGCGGCGAAUCAGUUUGAAGCCUGUCGUGUAGCGCCAUAUGUCAACGUGGGGGCUUUACGGAUGCCAUUCCAACAGGAUAGUCACGUGCCGCCCUUCUCCUUUCAGGUGCAGGCGCAGCUGCAGCUGGACAGCGCCGUAGCGCAUGCGCAGCACCACUUGCACUCUCACCUGGCCGCGCACGCGCCCUACAUGAUGUUCCCGGCGCCGCCGUUCGGUUUGCCCCUGGCGACGCUCGCGGCGGAGUCGGCGUCCGCGGCGUCCGUGGUCGCCGCCGCCGCCGCCGCCAAGACCACCAGCAAGAACUCGAGCAUCGCCGACCUGAGACUGAAGGCCAAGAAACACACGGCCGCGCUCGGACUGUGACGCCAGGUGAGCGCGUUGACGGUGGGCGCGCACGGCUUGUGGGGCGCGUCGCCGAGGCGCCAUGAACUCUUCCAGAAAUGGACCCGCUGAGGAAACGCCAACCAAGGACCAUAUUUAUGUUUUUCUAAGUGAAGGACUGUGAGUAUAACUAUACAGAUAUAGGCUAUUUAUGGAUAAAAGAGAAGAGACUGUGACUCAAUAGCCAACACGGAUUUUUGUACGCCAAAAAAAAAAAAAAAAAGGCUGAAGAGGAGGAGGACCUUGCAGCUGGGACGGUGGAGACUUUGUCAAACAAGGCGAACCAUUUCUGCAGUCGUUUUGCUUUAAUAGUAUAUAUUAUUCAUGGGAUGAUUUCAA
Messenger RNA from Synchiropus splendidus (mandarinfish), 1686 nucleotides. It is a transcript of the gene shox2, whose product is annotated as short stature homeobox 2. Gene Ontology annotation, biological process: regulation of transcription by RNA polymerase II. Gene Ontology annotation, molecular function: DNA-binding transcription factor activity, RNA polymerase II-specific; sequence-specific double-stranded DNA binding. Gene Ontology annotation, cellular component: nucleus. NCBI's taxonomy places the organism in Eukaryota, Metazoa, Chordata, Actinopteri, Syngnathiformes, Callionymidae. Bases 430 to 1329 code for a protein of 299 amino acids. The record is from RefSeq and is a predicted model, not a curated record. The transcript is spliced from 5 exons.